This is a messenger RNA of Striga asiatica, 1067 nucleotides long. NCBI's taxonomy places the organism in Eukaryota, Viridiplantae, Streptophyta, Magnoliopsida, Lamiales, Orobanchaceae. The record is from the annotation of a GenBank genome assembly.
GUUGUUGUAAAUUUGUAAUUAAAGAAAAGAAAAAGGGCUACACUGAAAUUCGCCGUGAGCUGUGUGGACUGCUACAGUCCGAUCGAAUGGCACCACCGCACGGCGGCAAAUCGGCGGCGGAGGCGAACGACGGGUCGAUCCCCGAACGCCGCAUUUCGAGUAUCCUUUUCGUUAUAGCUAUGCAAACGGAGGCAUCGCCUCUGGUGAACAAGCUCCGGCUCACUGAGGACGUUGAUUCUGUGUUUCCUCAGGGCGUUCCAUGGGUAAGGUACUCUGGGGUUGAUAGUAUUGGAACAGUUUCAGCGUCUCUCGUGACUUAUGCUUCUAUUCAAGCUCUGCAUCCAGACCUUAUUAUAAAUGCAGGAACUGCAGGAGGAUUUAAGGAAAAAGGUGCUUCCAUAGGUGAUGUGUUUCUAGCAUCACAUGUUGCUUUCCAUGAUAGACGAAAUCCUCUUCCUUUACGUGACAUAUAUUGUAUUGGGUUACGUCAAGCAUUCUCCACACCGAAUCUUGCAAAGGAGUUGAACUUAAAGGUUGCCAAAUUGUCCACCGGCAAUUCUUUGGACACGUCACCUCAGGAUGCAGCUGGGAUAAUUGCAAAUGAUGCAACUGUUAAGGAUAUGGAGGGGGCAGCAAUAGCUUACUUGACUGACCUUCUGAAAGUCCCCACGAUAUUUUUGAAAGCUGUGACCGAUAUUAUCGAUGGUGAUAAGCCCACGGCUGAGGAGUUCUUGCUGAAUUUGGCUACAGUUACUGUUGAGCUCGGUCAAGCUGCAGCUCGGAUCAUUGAUUUUAUCAAUGGAAAGACAUUGGCUGACCUCAAAUCUGGUUCCAUUCACAACUCACUUCAGUGGAGUGGAGUGCAACAGUUGGAUCCAAUGGUGGCGCCUCACCGCGGCGAAACGGCGGCGGAGCUGACGGCCGGUCAAUUACCGAGGGCCGCCGCGUUUCCAGUACCCUCCCUGUUACUGGUUUUUCUAAGGGAAUUUGACCUUACAUACAAUUGCUGUUCUGCUUUUUCAUUGUUCGAUGUUUGUGUGCUGAUCAAAUGGUGGAAAACUCUAUGA